AUGAUGGCCAAUCACCACCCUGCGAACUUGUCAAGCUGCGGCAACGAGCUUCUCAAGUGUAUUGACGACCUCAAGCGAAAACGAGAUGAAAUCAGCAAGCAGAUCAUGCUGGAAAGUGAAGAAAGAGAAAAAGUUCAGCGAGGGAUCUCGGCUCUCACUGAGAAACUGCAGAAGUUAAACGCGAGCAAUGAGAAAAACAUGCAAGCAAAAGAAGAGUAUGACAAGACGAUACAAGACACGGAAGCUGCAUACAUGAAGAUCAUUGAGUCCUCGCAAACACUUCUUCAUGUAUUACGGCGCGAGUCCAUGAGCCUGGCGAAGAAGAGCAGCAUGGAGUAA
This is a messenger RNA of Besnoitia besnoiti, 339 nucleotides long. Its product is annotated as sjoegren syndrome nuclear autoantigen 1 family protein. The record is from RefSeq and is a predicted model, not a curated record. Gene Ontology annotation, cellular component: centrosome; ciliary basal body. Lineage: Eukaryota; Apicomplexa; Conoidasida; Eucoccidiorida; Sarcocystidae. The transcript has 4 exons. Bases 1 to 339 code for a protein of 112 amino acids.